Bombyx mori (domestic silkworm) is the source of this 480-nucleotide messenger RNA. RefSeq names its product atonal. The transcript has a single exon. Gene Ontology annotation, molecular function: protein dimerization activity; DNA-binding transcription factor activity, RNA polymerase II-specific; E-box binding. Gene Ontology annotation, cellular component: nucleus. The record is from RefSeq and is marked provisional. Lineage: Eukaryota; Metazoa; Arthropoda; Insecta; Lepidoptera; Bombycidae. Gene Ontology annotation, biological process: positive regulation of transcription by RNA polymerase II; axon development; sensory organ development. Bases 1 to 480 code for a protein of 159 amino acids.
AUGACGGCCGAAACUUACGGGCAUCGCUUAGUUUACUCGGAAAAAGAUAUUUUCUCUAAUGACGUCAUGUUAGAGUACGCUACAGAAGAUUGUUAUCUUACGUGGCCAAGAUCUCCCGAUUCGGGAAGGUCUAGUUUGGAGCCGACACCCUCGAUCGAUGGAAGCAUCAGCCAUGACUCUACGCACAUCGCCUACCGUGGCCUGUCCAGGGACAUGGUGCUAGAAGACAGCGCGGAAGACAACGACUUACUAGAAGGUUCCGGAAAGAGGAGAGGGAGAGCAACCAGCGCAGCUGUCUUGAGGAGACGUCGGUUGGCCGCUAACGCGAGGGAAAGACGAAGAAUGCAGAAUUUGAACAAAGCAUUUGACAGGCUCCGUGGUCACCUUCCGUCUCUAGGAGCUGACCGGCAACUCUCUAAAUACGAGACCCUGCAAAUGGCUCAGACGUACAUAGCCGCCCUUUACGAGCUCCUGCAGUAA